This is a messenger RNA of Pelecanus crispus (Dalmatian pelican), 2272 nucleotides long. The record is from RefSeq and is a predicted model, not a curated record. Lineage: Eukaryota; Metazoa; Chordata; Aves; Pelecaniformes; Pelecanidae.
GUUUGUCUCCAAGUUCUUUGAACAUCACCCCAUGCCGCAGGAGGAGGCCUCCUUAGGAGAGACCACCCCAGCAUCUGGAUCGUACCCCUCAGUGCCCCCCUCAGAUUCUGUUGGACCAUCAGUUCUCCCUAGUCCUUCUCCUUCAAAAUCCAUUCCAAUCCCACAGCCCCUCCGACCAGCAGAUGAAGACCAUCGGAAUCAAUUUGGGCAACGUGACCGAUCCUCUUCAGCUCCCAAUGUUCACAUCAAUACAAUCGAGCCAGUCAAUAUUGAUGACUUGAUUAGAGACCAGGGUUUAAGAGGAGAGGGAGCCCCUUUGAACCAGCUGAUGCGCUGUCUUCGGAAAUACCAAUCCCGGACUCCCAGUCCCCUCCUUCAUUCUGUCCCCAGUGAAAUAGUGUUUGAUUUUGAGCCUGGCCCAGUGUUCAGAGGUUCAACUGCAGGUUUGUCUGCAACACCUCCCGCCUCUUUGCCUGGGUCACUCACCAAUGUGAAAGCAUUACAGAAAUCACCAGGACCCCAGCGGGAAAGGAAAUCAUCCUCAUCCUCAGAAGACAGAAAUAGAAUGAAAACCCUUGGUCGACGGGAUUCAAGUGAUGAUUGGGAGAUACCAGAUGGACAGAUCACAGUUGGACAAAGGAUAGGAUCUGGAUCAUUUGGAACAGUCUAUAAAGGGAAGUGGCAUGGUGAUGUGGCAGUGAAAAUGUUGAAUGUUACGGCACCCACACCUCAACAGUUACAGGCUUUCAAAAAUGAAGUAGGAGUGCUCAGGAAAACACGACAUGUGAAUAUCCUGCUUUUCAUGGGUUAUUCAACAAAACCCCAGUUGGCUAUUGUUACACAAUGGUGUGAGGGGUCCAGCUUAUAUCACCAUCUACACAUCAUUGAGACCAAAUUUGAAAUGAUCAAACUAAUUGAUAUUGCACGACAGACUGCACAAGGCAUGGAUUACUUGCAUGCCAAGUCAAUCAUCCACAGAGACCUCAAGAGUAAUAAUAUUUUUCUUCAUGAAGACCUCACAGUAAAAAUAGGUGAUUUUGGUCUAGCGACAGUGAAAUCACGAUGGAGCGGAUCCCAUCAGCUUGAACAGUUGUCUGGAUCUAUUCUAUGGAUGGCACCAGAAGUAAUUAGGAUGCAAGAUAAAAACCCAUAUAGCUUUCAGUCGGAUGUGUAUGCGUUUGGGAUUGUUCUUUAUGAAUUGAUGACUGGACAGUUACCAUACUCAAAGAUCAACAACAGGGACCAGAUAAUUUUUAUGGUGGGACGAGGAUACCUAUCUCCAGACCUCAGCAAAGUACGGAGCAACUGUCCAAAAGCUAUGAAGAGACUAAUGGCAGAAUGCUUAAAAAAGAAAAGAGAUGAGAGACCCCUUUUUCCACAGAUUCUUGCCUCCAUUGAGCUUCUGGCCCGGUCAUUGCCAAAAAUUCACCGCAGUGCAUCUGAGCCCUCAUUAAACCGGGCUGGCUUCCAGACAGAGGAUUUUAGUCUAUAUGCUUGUGCUUCUCCAAAAACACCCAUCCAAGCAGGGGGAUACGGAGAAUUUGCAGCGUUCAAGUAGCCACAGCACCAUGGCAGCACCCACUCUGUUAUUUAAGUCUUGUGUUCCAACACUUUCUUAACAUCAAAACUCUAUUCUGCUCCGCAAAACCUAAAGUAAUUUAGAAAAGAUAUCCAUAAGCUUAAAAGUGGAGCAGAAUGGAACUGCCAGUCCAACACAAUGGGAAAAAGUACCUUUUUGGGAACCAGAAUCCUCUGCUGCCAGUGUUUCUCCUUCAACACAAACCACCACGUGCAUUCGGAGACCCGCGGUGGCUGCCUGUGCCGUUGGCAUCAUUCCCAGGAGAGAGGAGAGGGCGCUCGUGGUUUGACUGUGGUGCUCGGGCAUGAGGGGAUGGAACUGCUGCUGCAACUUAGGAGACUUGCUUUGGAUGGUCUGCCGGUCGGCUUUCUCCCUCUAACAACGUACCAUCAGAGGCUGAAAAUCUGAUGAGUGCUAAUUUAAAAGAAUCAUCCUCUGUUCUGAUCUUUUUUUGCCUGGUGUACUCACUACUCACUGAUUUAUGGACAAUGCAGUAUCCCCUUUUCACUGUAUUACAAUGUCAGACACCUAAAUCUGUCUAUAGUAUUGGGGUUUCUUCCAGUAAAAUUAAAAGUGUGGGGUGAUGGGAGCUGGAGAAGAUGUUACUCUAAAGCCGAAGAGGUUAAUCUGAAGGAAAAGGGGAUGCUGCUGCACCUUUUUUCAGAUUUACUUUAUCACUUCUUCAAAAAACAA